GGCGAGAUAUGAGCUUCCGCUUCCGGGGUCACGCACCACUUCCGCUUCUGCACCGUUCUCUUGCUGUCCCGUCGGCUGAAUCUGCGUGGAAGUCUGGGUGCUUUAGGACUGUUUUCCUUGAGACUGUCCCCUUGGUCGAUCGGGCACCUCCAGUGUGGGGGAGGCCAGAAAUCACCUUCACAACAGGCUCUCGUGUCCGAGUUGGUGUGGGACGUUAGAUCGGGAUGAUCGAAGUGGUCUGCAACGAUCGGCUGGGCAAGAAAGUGCGCGUAAAGUGCAACCCUGAUGACACCAUUCGAGACCUCAAAAAACUCAUCGCCGCCCAGACUGGCACUCGGUGGGACAAGAUCGUGUUGAAAAAAUGGUACACAAUUUUCAAGGACCACGUGUCGCUGGCUGACUAUGAAAUUCAUGAUGGCAUGAACCUGGAAUUAUAUUAUCAGUAGCAUGUGCUGAAACUUUUGUAAGGCAGAGGCUACCUUUUCUAAGACUUUUGUUUUUAAUUUAUCUUCAUCACCAUUGACAUUAAGUGACCUGAGAUUUCGUUAGCUCUGAUGGUAUUUUAGCUUUGAUGGCAAUAAACCAGAAAAUCAGUUUUUUUAAAAAAAUAUAUACGGAUGUUUAUAAUAAAUGUGUCCUGA
Messenger RNA from Sphaerodactylus townsendi, 641 nucleotides. It is a transcript of the gene UBL5, whose product is annotated as ubiquitin like 5. The transcript is spliced from 5 exons. Gene Ontology annotation, molecular function: protein binding; protein tag activity. Gene Ontology annotation, biological process: protein modification process; mRNA splicing, via spliceosome. Lineage: Eukaryota; Metazoa; Chordata; Lepidosauria; Squamata; Sphaerodactylidae. Bases 225 to 446 code for a protein of 73 amino acids. The record is from RefSeq and is a predicted model, not a curated record. Gene Ontology annotation, cellular component: cytoplasm; nucleus.